Molecule: messenger RNA, 877 nt
Organism: Plasmodium knowlesi strain H
Lineage: Eukaryota; Apicomplexa; Aconoidasida; Haemosporida; Plasmodiidae
Product: SICAvar, type I (fragment)
Exons: 2
Source: RefSeq, a predicted model, not a curated record
AUGGCGUCAGGAGCGGGGGAUGGACUGCUGCAGAAAUGGUUGGAGCAGCAUGCUAGUAUGGCAUCGGCGGGAAGUGCAGAGGAGAAGGCUAGGGAAAUUAGAGCAAAGUUGGGGGCACAUUUGGAAGAAGCAUGGGGAAAAUUGAGUAGUAGGUUGACGAAGGCGGAGUCCAUGGAAAUACUGGGGCUCUGUGGGGACGCUUUGGCGAAAUCUUUCGAAGACGUCGGGGAAGGAAGGAAGGAGAGCAAACAGAGGAAUGAAUAUGUGAAGAAUAUGUGUAAAGGAAUAGUCGAAAUAAGAUAUUUCACUGCUGGGGUAAAGAAGAUAGAUGGGACAGGUAGGGGCACCGAAGUUGAAGCCGGCAUUAAAUCGGAAGAGUGGUAUCCACGUUGUGUUGUUGCCGCUGUCGCCCUUUCCGAAAUCUAUGGUGACCACUGUUACCUGAGGGAAGUUAUUAACUACGUAUCGCAGAAUGUGGAAACGAAAUUGGGGACCCACGAAAGAGGAGGAGCAAAGUUGGAUGAAUGUAAGAACAUUGACCCCACGGCUUUAAUGGUCGGUAAAGCCGUACUGGAAGAUAAAAUAGAAAAAUGGAGAAAGGAAGAAAGGGCGAAGGGAGCGCGCGCAGCAUGGCGAAUAAAGCAACCAUGGACGCAGUGGCCACACGUUUGUACACAUUCGAAGGAUGAACAGGCAUUACGGGAACAGAGACAACAGAAUAGAGGAAGUUUAGCAUCUUUUGUUAAAGUAGGCCCUGGCACCACAUCUGGUCAAACAGUCGACCUUGGUGAUAUAUUAACAAAGGAGGAGUACAACAUUUCGACUGAAACAUUACAGAAAGCACUUUCCAAAGCAAUAGAGAGCGCCAGUAAUAGUG